Notechis scutatus (mainland tiger snake) is the source of this 3622-nucleotide messenger RNA. It is a transcript of the gene RNF141, whose product is annotated as ring finger protein 141. Gene Ontology annotation, molecular function: ubiquitin-protein transferase activity. Gene Ontology annotation, biological process: protein autoubiquitination. The record is from RefSeq and is a predicted model, not a curated record. NCBI's taxonomy places the organism in Eukaryota, Metazoa, Chordata, Lepidosauria, Squamata, Elapidae.
UGGGCAGGCGCAGCGGGUCGGUAGACUCGGUGCCUGAAGUAGAGGGAGGGGAGGGGGGCGGAGCUGUUGCUGGCGGUCGGAGGCUGUCGCUGCGAAUGUGGAGCAGGAUGUUGGAGCGUCCGCGAAAUUCUCUAAAUGUGGAAAGCAGUAUUUCGCCCUGGUACCUGAGCUAAAGUAGUCUAUCAUGGGCCAACAACUCUCAAGCCAAACACACACAGUUAUAACUAAGCUGCCAGAAAAAGUUGUCAAGCAUGUCUCUCUUGUUCGAGAAAGUGGUUUCUUGACAUACGAAGAGUUUUUGGGAAGAGUGGCUGAACUUAAUGACACAACUGCACAAUUAGCUUCGGGCCAGAACAAGCAUCUGUUAUUUGAAGUGCAACCAGGGUCUGAUGCUACAGCUUUAUGGAAGGUGGCUGUUCGGAUAGUUUGCACUAAAAUAAACAAGACAAGUGGUAUUGUGGAAGCUUCAAGAAUCAUGAACUUGUAUCAGUUCAUUCAACUUUAUAAAGAUAUUACAAGUCAGGCAUCACAGGUUCUUUCACAGACAGUUCCCUCAGAAGGAACAGCAGAAGAUCUGUCAUCUGUUGAAUCUUGUCAGGCUAGCCUUUGGAUAGGAAGGGUGAAACAGCUUACUGAUGAGGAAGAAUGUUGCAUUUGUAUGGAUGGACGUGCUGAUCUGAUCUUGCCAUGUGCCCACAGCUUUUGUCAGAAAUGCAUUGAUAAAUGGAGUGGCCGUCAUAGGAAUUGCCCUGUAUGCCGCCUACAAGUGACUGCUGCAAAUGAUUCUUGGGUCGUAUCUGAUGCACCUACAGAGGAAGAUAUUGCCACUUACAUACUCAACUUGGUGGAUGAGGCAGGUCAGCCUCAUAUCCCCUGAUGUUAGUCUUAACAUUCAUAGUCUCAACAUCUCUCAAGAUAUCAUUCUCAUUAUUUUUAAUUUCUUUAUUCAUUACAUUGGUUUCCAGAAGCUAAAUCAAUAAUGACUAGUUCUGGGAAAGCCUACCUGUAAUUAUUACUUUCUUGAAUUAUUCUGAUAACAUUUACAGUCAAUACACUAUGAAUUUUCUGUUAUUUUAUGAGGUACUGCAGUAGGAAGUAUUUUAGUUCUAGUAAAGCUGUUAAGUGUUUGUUAAAAGUUGACUUCAUUUCCUCAGUUGAAGAAUGUGGGUGGUUCGCAAGUCCUGUUGUCCAACACUGUCUAAAAACAAUGUUCUAAUGCUUAAAUGGGAAUUAAAAUGACUAGAGUCCUUGAUCUUAGUAGUUUCUGUUCUCCCUCCUUUGAAAUGUUGCAGCUCUUAUUGUUGAGUGUGUUUGAUUAAAUCAGUAAUUAGUAUGUUAACAUUCCUUUUAUGGAAUCUUUUAUGAAAGCAGAUUUUUUUAAAUAAAUGAUUGAUUUUUUUCAUUUCUACUAAAAGUUAAUUUUCUAAUCAGUAUUUAUUACUUAAAAGUUUGUCUAUGCAGUAUUAUGGAUGCAAAGCUUCCAGUAGCUUCUCUAUCAGUAGAAGGCUUCUAAUGUAGCAGACAGCAACCUUUAUUCCCUUUCUCCCAUCUCUUCAUUUCUUACAUGCCUUGAAUAGCUGUCCCCGUCCCGUCCCCCCCUCCCCCGGGCUAGAAACUCUCCAAAACAGGGAAUCCGUGAAGCAUAGUGUAGAUAGUAAAAAAAUCUUCUAUAUUCUGUUCUGUUUCUUUGCAAGCGCUUCAUGUUAAUUACAUGUUAAUUACAAAAUCUGUCUGAAACAUUUUUAUUGUUUAUUUUGUUUUGUUUCGCUUAGCCUUCUGCUUACCAGUUUGUAAAAUGUGCUAUUGCUAUAAAAUGAGAUGGUAAAGCGCAGAUUCUUUCCUGUAGGUGCAAUCUGAAGCAAAAUAAGGAAUCUUUCUUUUUUUUUUUUUUGUUAUCACUUUGCUUUAAUGUAGUAUGCAUGUUGUAAUUGAAUAUUGGUGUGAGGUAUGACAAAUGUGUCCUAAGUUGUUACCUUACCAGGUGACAUUAAUAGAUGCCAGAAAUCCACCAUUUUCCAAUCCACGAAAUUGGCACUGAGUGAUUUUUUACAAAUUUAUUUCAAAUGGGAGCUUAAAAUGAUCCUAACCCCCAAAGAUCAUAGGCAGAUUGGGCCAGCACAAAUCUCCAAAUUGAUGUGGUACUGAUGUUGGAUUUUAUAUUUUUCACAACUGCUAUUAUAAUUACUAUUCAUAGAAUGGAUUUGGCACCACGCAAGGAAAGAUGGGUUAAUAGUUAAAUAUCAUGAAGGGUUUAUGGCCUUAUUUGGAAUUCCCUGGUAAAUAUGUAUAAUAAAAUUGUUUUCUACUGUUGCUGAAAUGUUGCACAUGAAUAUAGGUUAAACUAAUUAAAUUGCAAACCUACACUAUUAGCUAAAACAUUUCUAUAAAUCACAAACCAGGUAUUGAGCCUUACCACUUCAGAAUAUGGUAAACAUGUUUUUUGAGAGAUUAUCAAAUUCUGCUAAAAUGAGUAAAAUAGAGUAGAAAGUAGCGCUUUUUCUUUUUAAUAUGAUGUGCUAAAGUGAAGGUUCGAAGAACAACUCUUAUUAAGAAAGCUUUGAUAUAGAGAAAUUCACUUAUUGCAAGUAUUCUGACAAUUGAUUUUAAGUGGGCUUUAAAAUUCAAAGUAAAACAUAUUUUCUUGUUUUUGUUUUGAUGUGUUUUUCACUUGUUAUAAAAUUGAUCAUGGAUUUUAUUUUCCCCACACCCUAGAUAUAUUUAGACUUGCAGUGCUAUGAUUAAAGUGCCCAAUACUUUAUACUAACAUGGUAGAAAUAAUAACCCAUUCUUUUCCCUCCCCCUUCAUAUAGGGUUUGAUUGAUAGCAUAAAUAUUUGAAGUGUAAGCAGUGGAUCAUUAAAUCCUGACAUUGCUUUUCUUUUCUUUUUCCUGUCAUGAGUAUAAGAACUGUACACCAAAUCUUGAAAGAUGGAAGCUUUAAAAUAUGGGUACACAGUCCACAGAGGGGACAUGAAAUUAUAGGUUCGGUAAUUUCACAAUUGUAAAUAUGUGUAAAGUGAAAAUGUAAAUUAUAUACUGUAGUGUUUCUAUCUUUUUAAAUACACACAUUAGUACAAGCGUUACAAUGUGUAAUAGAUUAUCCAUAGUAAAUAUAUAUGUAAAACACACACACACACAGAAGCAUACACACAUAUGGCAUUUUACAGAUUAACUGGAUCAAUUGCUGUCUUCCUUUUCUGUUUCUAUUGUGUUGUGAAGCUAUGCCUCUUACUAAAGGACUUUUAGUCUAGGAGAAGCUAUAAUAUUCAAAGACAUGGAAGAAGAGAUUACUAUAAGUUGCUUACCCAUGCCUUUUGACACAUACCCUACCACAAUAAGCAUAUGGCAAACUAGAAGCCUAUCAUAAGAAAUAAAUGUGUUACAUUAUGUAAAACUGCAGCCCAGUUGACAAUUAUUCUUCUAGCAUUGAAUCUGAUAAAGAAUGACAAAAUUAAAAAAGGUGUUUAAAAGACAUGUUCAAGAGAUGAAUUAUUAAGAGAAGAUGCAUUCCUUAGUUCUUUUGUGUGGAUGUGAACUUUUCUUAGUGGUUUUAUAUAAGACUGUUAAUAACUAUAAGCAAUUUAAUGUAUUAUGAGUUUUGAGCAAUAAACAUUUGAAUUGUU